Pieris brassicae (large cabbage white) is the source of this 6405-nucleotide messenger RNA. RefSeq lists its product as uncharacterized. The transcript has a single exon. Gene Ontology annotation, cellular component: cytoplasm. The record is from RefSeq and is a predicted model, not a curated record. NCBI's taxonomy places the organism in Eukaryota, Metazoa, Arthropoda, Insecta, Lepidoptera, Pieridae. Gene Ontology annotation, biological process: cerebral cortex development; mitotic spindle organization; cell population proliferation. Bases 315 to 5621 code for a protein of 1768 amino acids.
AUUGCCCGUUGCUGUUUGAAAAAUUGAAAACGGUGUUUAUAAUUUGUUGUUAUCCUCCUUUGAGUGAGAUCGUAACGGCUACGCGAUUUGGCAAAAUUCCCUCGGGCGCUUAUGUUAUAUAAAAUGAUCGUCGAGUGACUUCGUGUAUAAAAAAGUUAAAAAUAGAUUAUUCAGAGUGAAUUGCGUGUUCGUGUAUUUUUGUUUUCAUUUUUGACAAACUUCGUAGAUGUCUUCGUUAUAACAAGAGAACUUUAUGAGACUAUAUAAAAGUGCAUUGACUAUUUAAUUGAAAAAAAUAAUUGACUUAGUGAACAAUGGCUCACGUGGAGCCUAUGGAGUUGGAUGGUAUAGAAAGUGACUUUGAUAACAAGGAGAAUACAUUUCACAUUAAUAAUGCUUUACCAAGAGCGCCGUGUUUUGAAAAGUUGCAUGAGAAUUUGGAUGUGUCAGAGGUGAAACAUAUAUGCUCUAUUACUCAAGGAACUUCAUCAAUGUCAAGAAGUUUUACUGCUAACAUUGAUGAUAAGAAUAUUUCGGUUGUUGAAGACCACAUUUUAAAUGGUAACUCCAACCUUACACGAUCAUUGAACUCUACAUUAGCCAAUUGCAAUGCUUUAUUAAAAUCACCAAAGUCUUUACCAUUACAAUCAAUAACAUCAAGUCAGUGUACAGACUUAGAAAGAAAUACCAUUGAGAAAAGGUUACUUGAUGAUAAAAAUAAUAUAAAUCUGAAUAUUGAUGGAGCUGAUAUGGAAAGCUUAUCAUUACCAAGUACAUCUUCAUCUUUGGGUCAUACCCCAGAAGCCACAACUCCAACAAAAGAAAUUCCAAAAGAUGGUGGCUCACCUAUCAUGAGAGGGUUAAAGAGUGUCCUCAGCAUGUUUAGAUCAUCACAAAGCCCAAUUCCACCUGUACUAGAUAGAGAUGAUGAAAAUAAAGACUCUCAGGAAGCUGUUUUGAAUUUACAAACUGUGGACUCCGAACCUCAAGCCGGAACAGUCUUAGCGUCAACACCUAUGAAAAAUUCUAAAAGAAAUUGUGCUUUAAAAGAAAGUGUUACAUUCAAUGAUGAUUUAGAUAGAGAAUUACACUGGAAAGAAGAUUCUGCUGUAUUUUUCAAAGAAGAAAAAGUGCCUUUACAUAUUUUAUUUCCUACUCAUAUAAGUUCUAAUGUUAAGCCAGCUAUUAGUAAUAUAGUUCAAGAUAAUAGGAAUAUUUCUCUUGAGUACAUGGAUAUUUCAUUAAAUGAGACUAUAACAGCUAAUAAUAUUAAAGAAAUUGAAGAAAAGGAUGCCAGUACCAUUAUAAAUAAUUAUGAAUCUGAUUCAGAGUUCAAGGAUUGUGAAACAACAUUAAACAGUUCUGAAGCAGAUCAAAUUCAUGAAAAUGAACCAUUUGUUGGUAAACACUUAAAUCAAGAUUCUAACAUUGAUAUGUCAGGUCUGGAAUUUGAAAAUAUGGAGGUUGUCUCUAGCAUAACCAAAUCAAAUCCACAAGAAGAAUCUGAUAUUACACGUAAUGGUGCAUUUGUUAUCAAAAUGGAUAUUGGAAGUGAAGUUACUGAUUCAUAUAAAGAUGACCCUAUUAGUCUUGACUCUAAACACAAUUCUUAUGCCAUGAAAGAAACCAUUAAUAUGAAUGCUAUAACAGGAAAAAGCCUCCAAAAUACUGAAUUAAAUGAAACUGUUAAUAUUGAAACAUAUAUGGAUAGUUUAGGUAUUGACAUGAUAGAGAAUGUGAAUAAGACAAUAAGUAAAGAACCAAUUGUAGAAAGUGUAUGUCUAAAUAAUGAUUUUGAUAAUAAGCAUAUGAAAUUAAAUAAAGCAAUAAAUCAUGGCUCCCAUUUAUACACAGAGGAUAAAAUAGAAAGUGAAACUAUAGACAAAUUACAUACAAAAUCUCUAAGUGUUGAAAAAGCUCUAGAACCAAAACAGCCACAAACAAGUAUAGAAUCUCUAAGUGCUGAAGAAUCUCUAGAACCAAAACAGCCACAAACUAGUAUAGAAAUUGAUGAAGAAAUAUCAAAUGCACCAGUUGAUAUUGUAAAUCACACAGGCGAUCAUUUACCUUCUGAAACAAUACAGAAGGAAGUGGCAUUGAAUAAAAUACAUAAUGAAGAUUUAAAUAAAACCCUUUCAUAUAACGAGGAUAUUUUAGACAUAAAUACUACAAUUACCGUUGGCUGUGGUGUUAGUAACAAUCUUGCAAUAACUGCUGGAAUAGAGGCAAAUAAUGAUAAUAAUCAAGUUCACAUUACAGAGGCUUCUGUAAAUCAAGAAACUUUUACUAGCAUUAUAAAUGACUUACCUAACAAUAGAAAAGGUUUUGAAACCAAAUAUUCCGAAAAUUUCACAACUGCAAUUGAUGAUGAUAUCAGUGAAAAUAUUAAUAAUAAAUCUGACCUGCCAGAUGUGGUACAAUCAAAUGAAAACACUGAAUUUUUGUUAAAGAGAGAAGAAAUUUAUAAACAUGAUAUUGAAAUGGUUAACAAAAGUGAUGUUGAUUUAAUGAAUGCAGACAAGUUAGAAGAUCAAAGUAGUAUUCAAGUUAGCACAGCUGCUAUUGAGUCAGGUAUGUUGCAUGAUAAUUGUGCAAUGUUUAAAGAACAAAUUUUUGAAGAUUUGCAUAACGAUAUUGGUGAUGUAAAGAAUAAUAUUAGUAACAAAAUUGACCUUAAAAACAUAGAUAUGCUUAGGUCAAUUCAGGCUACCGCAUUCAGCACUGAAAUUUGUAAUAACACAAUUGACAGUAAAGAUAUAGAGAAAGAUGUAAGCAAUGACAAUACAGUAGAACCUUUAAUUGUCGAAAAUAAUAAAUCCCUGACAAAUAAUAACAAUAGUGAUUUAAAAUAUCAGGCUCACAACUCUUUCCAACUAAAUCCUGUGUUUAAAUUCGAUGAGACUAAAAAUAUAAUUCCUGAUUAUAAUAUUUUCCAUGAUGAUAGAGUUUGUUUGCAACCUGACAUACUAAAUGAAAACCAAUUAUUGGAUUUUGAAGGCUCAUCAAAGAUAAUUAGUGGCACUCACUUUAUAAAUGAUCAUACACCCCAAGAAGAUUUUAUUGAUAAUACUAGUCAUACGGAAGUUGAACCGGCUGUUUUAUCAGAAAAGGAAUAUGAAGCUUUAGCGAUUAAAGAAAAAUAUGAUACUCAAGUUGAAAAUAAAACUUUAAAAAGUACUGGAAAUUUAGCUAAUGAUGAAAACAUAAUGCUUAAUAAACUAAGCUUACCAAAUUUAACAGUUACAGGAGAUAUUAAGGAAGAAAAUUUGAUAACGGAUUUGAAAAAUGACAUUAAUGUAGAAAUAAAUGUUAUUAAAGCUUUAGAUUCCAAUUCAACUUUGCCAAAUAAAUGUGAUAUAAUAAAUGAAGAAGUAUUUGAAAUUAAUUGCACAGAAACACAAGAAUCUCCCUGCAAAACUCAGAAACUAGAUCAAGAUGAUUUAGAAGUUGUAAAUAUUAACAGCCAAAGUAAAUGCACUGUAGUUCUCGACAAUCCUUUUGAAACAAAAUCCGAUAUACUUGAAACACCAUCUACAACCAUUAAAAUAGAAUCAAUGGGGUACCAUUUCAAUUUUGAUGAAAUUAACGACCCGUUCGCCACGAAAACUAAGAUGAGAUCUUCACCUCCGGGAAAUAAUCCAGCUACCGAUACUUUUACCCCAAUUGAAACCAUCAAUAAACCAAAAAGUAGACAAAAGUUACUACAGAAUAAGAGAAAGUCACAACCCUUAUCAAAAAAGCUAAAUGUUAGCUGUAAAAAGAAUACGGACUCCACUUUAACUGAAGCCGUCUCAUGUGUAAAAGAAAAUAAUAGCAAGAAAUUAGAUGAAACUCAACUAAUUGAAGCUCUUCAAAGUAAAGAUCAGAUGUUAAACCAAAUUGAAAUUCACAAUGAUGCAAACGAAAGCAAUAUUGAUGCUCACGUAGUAACUGCAAACGAUUCAGAAAUAGAUAAUAUUGUUAUUAAUGAUCAUAAAAGGUGUGAUUUGAACGUUUCUUACGAUGUUAGUGAAAGAAACGUAUUUAAUUUACCUGAGAUCGACGUUAGAAAUUUUAACCCGUUCACUACUAGAACUAAAGUAUGUUUAACACCACCAUUAGUCAAUGAUACCUUUAAUGCAGAAAACAUCGAGCUCUUAGAUUCAAAUAAAAAUAAUACUACGGUGAUUAUUAAUAACGAUGACACUAAAGAAACUCUGGAGGAUAGAUAUUUUAUUGAAAAAUCUAGACAUGAAGACGAGACCUUAAAAGAAGUAAAUACAGAAGAUGAAGAUACUAUUGAAGGACCAUUCUUAGAUGAAGACAAUUUAGGCGAGAUUGAAAAAGGUGACAAACUUAUUAGUGACGAAAAGCAUGAUUAUAAUAUGGCAUUUGAUGACCUUCCUAAACAACAAACUGAUGAGGCUGAAAAUGAAAUGUUUAUUGAUGCUGAAGCGUUUGAAUUUUUAUUGAAUCAAAAUCAGGCCAAUAUAGUAGCUGACAGUGGUAAAGAGAGUUUAUUCCUCAAGUUUGAUCCUUUAUUUGCGAAGAGAGUAUCAAGUGAUGGAAUUUUAGCAGCUUUAAGCAAUUUUCAAAAGAAACAAAGCACGCCAAAAAAAGAAACACAACAGGAAGAAUGUUAUUUAUACGCCGAAACAGCUAACGCAUUUCCAUCAUGUAGUAGAAAUGUUCCAACUUUUGAUCAUAUUGAUGAAUCAAGUGGUAAUAAUAUAUCAAAACCUACUAUGGUAGUGAAUCCAGCUGUUGCAUCCCCUAGAAAAAAUGCAACUCCUCCUAAAAGAAAUAGGCAAUCUUUAACAUUCACGUCCCCUGCUAUGGCAGUUAUAGAUAAGCUUCUUUCCCUUAGUGGAAAUACUAGUACAUCCUUAUGCCACGAUACGAGUAUACCUCAAAUUUGUUCAGAACAGCAGCACACCGAUGUAGCUCUCACGCAGUUAAGAGAGAUGUUAGCCGAGAAAGAAAUGCACGUACAGGUGUUAAGAAAUGAUCGUAAAGAACUAACUAACAGGCUCGGCGCGUUGGAAUCUCAAGUGAAAACUUUAGAAUACGAGAGUGAAGACAGACUAAGAAAAAUAAAAGACUUAAAUAAUGAACUAUCAGAAAAAAAUAAACAAAACAAAAAUAUGGCGACUGUUGUUGAAGAAUAUGAAAGGACAAUUGCAACUCUAGUUGCUGAACUCGAACAGUCUAAGAAGCAGCAUGCUGAAGAACGAAUGCGACUUAUUAAAGACCGUAACGAACAAACUGCACAUUUAUCAACUUUGGAAAUAUCAUUUAACGACUUGCACAGCAAAUAUGAAAAGAGUAAACAAAUUAUUUUAAGCCUAAAAGCGAACGAAGACUCCCUGAAAAAAUCACUUCAAGAGUUUGCAGAUAAUCAAGUGAAGAUUCAGAACAACUAUGAGCUAUUGAAACAACACGCCACCGGUAAGCUAAACCACGCAAAUCAAGAACUUGAAAAGUUGAACAAAGGUCACGAAGCAGAGGUUCUGAAACUACAGGCAAUGAUGAAAAGGAAGGAUUUACACAUAUCAUCCCUCGAGGAAACGCUUGCGCAGAAAACUAAAGCGAACAAAGAGUUGACCGCUAUUUGCGACGAGCUAAUAAAUAAAGUCGGUUGAACUAUAAUUAGACACAGUCUAAACAGCUAUAACUCUUUGUGAUCUAGAAUUCAUGGCUUGUGUACUUAUCACAUGAUAAGUUGCAUUAAGAAUGAUGUCGCGUAAUUGGUGAACUGGCUCAUGUGUUUGAGACAAAUUAUGCGCGAACUUUCGUAGUGUUUUAUGAAAUAUGACGAUCUAAAAUUAUGACUAUUAUAUACAGUACUAGUGUCGCCGACGUGUAUAAGUUGUUGGUACUCUGUUUUAUUUGAAAUCUAGUUUCUAAAGGACAAAUAGUUAUGCUGGCCAUAAUUAAGUGUGUCUAAUUUUUAUUUACUUUAUUUUACGUUAAAGAGAAACAUAAAUAUUUUCUGUUUAAAUUAAAAUGAGUAUUUUUGACCUCUGUAGAUUAAUUUUUCUCGAAUUAUUUUUUCUAUGCGUUAUAUGUGAAAUUUCGUAGUUGAAAGUAUUUAGGAUUUUUUUAAAUGAGCGAUUAUGUUGCUACUUUAUUACAGAGUCAUUGUAUUGAAUACUUCCAAGAAAUUCUUAGCGUUAUAUAAAUUAACAUUAAUGGGAUGAUAAAUAUAAUUUGAUAUUAAGUUGGUAUGUAAAGGCUGAUGUCUGAUGAUUUUUUUGGUCUUGUAAAAAUAAAUAUUUUUCUACUUUUUUUCUAUAAAUAAUAAUAAUGUUUUAUGGGCUAAUAAUGUAAAAUUCCAAAAUGUAUUCGCCUAUACAAAAAUAUUGUACACGGGUUGUUAGAAGCGAACUAUUUUUGUAAAAUAUUUUGGUUUAAUUAGAUAUUUUA